Molecule: messenger RNA, 3780 nt
Organism: Pseudomassariella vexata
Lineage: Eukaryota; Fungi; Ascomycota; Sordariomycetes; Amphisphaeriales; Pseudomassariaceae
Exons: 2
Coding region: 1-3780 (1259 amino acids)
Source: RefSeq, a predicted model, not a curated record
AUGUGGAACUCAUUAUGGCUCCGGACAGAGGUUCUCAUUAGCUUCGCCGUGCUGUUCAUCGCUAUGCUCCUCGUUACAGCACUCCUGUACCACUUCUCUGAAGCGAAUCAGGGGCUGAGUGUCCAAGAUUCAGCUCGACACUAUGCGUGGACCUAUGGACCGACGGCAUUUCUUACCAUCGUCCUUAGCAUGUGGAAUCAGAUGGACUUCGCUGCAAGGAUUCUAGCGCCAUGGAAAGAGCUGAAGGACGGUCCAACAUCGGUCGAAAGGAGUCUGAUGCUCGACUACAUUAUGCCACUCGUUCCUGUCACGCUCUGGAACGCGCUUAAGAGGCGGCACUGGGCUGUCGUAUCUCCCUUACUGGGAUUCUUUCUUUUGGAAUUGACCACUGUUUUCUCUACCGGUCUGCUGGUUUUGCAGCCCACGACGAUGAGGCGAGACAACGUUGCCCUAUCUGCAAUGAGCGAAUUUGAUGGUUCCGACUUUCAUCUCAACCGUACUGACUCCAACAUUGGACCAAAUCCUACCGUGCUUUUCUAUGGCACCCGCUUGCAAGGGCUGGGAUAUCCCACAGGUGUGAGCGGAGACUUGGCCGUCCCCGAUUUUAUACCGCGCGACGCCGGCAGCAUCCCCCCGGGUGCGAACUAUUCGGCCAUUGCACCUGGAGUCCGUGUGGGCCUCGAUUGUGAAUAUCUACCAGGACUCAAUGGGACGAGAACCCACUUGCCUUGGUGGAGUAUACUCGCCUCCUUUUGGGUAGCCAAUAUCACGACCCCGUCAUGCAACCUCACCAAUAUCAUUGUAGCGGAAGGACCAGACCAUAAUAUGUAUCAUCAAGAGAAUGCGACGCAGGCUUACGAGGGCUAUUUUGGCGACUACAUCUGCGACCAGAGCUACGAUUACUCGCUGCCGACUACGGGCCUUCCCAACCCGGCGAAUGCAUCUGCAGAACACCGAAUCAUCAUGUCCAUGGCCGACCUUCGCUUUACACCUUUUGAUCCGAUGAAUAAUGAGCCCGAUCUAAUCUAUAUGAACAAUCUCACGGUCGCCGUGUGCAAACCGUAUUAUACCAUGGGGAAAUACGAGGUCACGUACUUGGAUGCCACAGGCGCCUCAAUGAAAGCCAUGACUGCGAAUUUCGUGUCCAACACGACCUCGGAUAUCCAUGGCUUUGCCUCUGCGAACCUCGGCGCAGCUGUGCAGUACUCUGUGGAGAAGGCGUAUCUUGGUACCGGAGGUCAAGACUGGGUGUUGUCCGUCCAAGUGCCGUCUUUUUAUCAGAUAUUGUCAGCCAUGAACGAUAAUGCCACCAUUGGAGUAUUCAUGGACGCCCAACGUCUUAUUGAAAGCGGUACGGAGGCGUUCAAGGGUAUUGCCACGGAACUCAUCCACGAGUACAUGAUGAAACCAGCCAAUAAUAGUAUCACGGGUUCAUUUCUAUUCAGCGAGAACCGUCUUUGGGUGAGAGCAUUAUCAGUGGGCUUCAUGUGCGCAUUUCUCGCGAUACUUUCUGCUCUCAGUAUUCUCAUGGUUUUCAUUCGACCUGUCAAUGUUGCCCCGCGAGAGCCAGGUUCGAUAGCAGCAACCGCAACCAUUCUCACUGCAAGUCCCGCACUGCAUUCUCUACUCGGGGGUUUGGCUUCUGCUCCGUGGAGCACAAUGCGUAAAACUCUCUCUCCGUUCCAGUUUCGCAGUCGGGUGGCAAGUGAUCUCGACAAGAAUUUCUGUAUCGAGCCCAUCGGCAUCACGGAACAGCAGUUGCCACCGUAUGCUCACGAGGACCACCCGGCGAGUGUGCGACCAUUCAAAUGGUGGACCCCAAUGGCUAUCACAUGGUGGUUUUCGGCCCUUGCUGUCGUUGUCCCAUUACUGGCAGUCGCGGCUCUGGAGGUGAUCCAACACAACUCUGACCAGUAUCAGGGGUUUGUCGACGUCAACCCCGAAGGUUUCGCCGUCACGCAUGGCUUCGCGACAUACGUCCCAGCUGCGGUAGCGUUCUGCGUUGCAGGGUUGUUCGCCAGCAUGCGGUUGUCCGUGAGCAUUCUUGCUCCAUGGAUGGCUCUCAAAAGAGGCAGUGCGACAGCUUCCCAGUCAGUCUUUCUCAGUUUGACGGCGAAAGUGCCACCGCACCGUCUCUUCUUGGCGUUGAAGAGCCGCAACUUUGGUGUUGCUCUUAUCUUGAUUGCCAACUUUGUGGCUGCUUGGCUUCCGAUCAUCGUCUCGGGUCUCUAUGUUGUGACCCCGGUGCCAGACAUUCAGCCCAUUUCAUUGCAGCAAAGCGAUGUCUUCGACUUCAAGCUGAACAACCUUUUCUACAGCGACAACAUGGCAGGAACCAACACAGGUCUUAUUUUGUACAGCAACCUGUCGUAUCCAAGAUGGACGCACGAUGACCUCGCCUUCAACGCUUUACAGGCGACCAACUCCGAGCUAUCCGGUAGCUCUCCCGGAGUUCAAAUGCCUUUUGCCACCCAUAUGAUGGCCACCAGACCUUCUCUAAACUGCACAGCCGUCUCUGCAACAUCGAGGCAAGCCGGCCGUCCAUACUAUGAGAGCACUGACGUGCCAAGCGGCAAAGUUGAGCUGCAAGUUAACACCACAUUGCCAUGGGCUUGCGACCGUGCUGUCAACGUCACCACGGUGCCGUGGCAGCAGUAUUUUCUCUUACCCAACGAUACCACACCUGCCUACUUCGGUACUGCGUCUGUUCUCCGCUGGUCUCCAUCCCGUGUCGAUGGCUAUGGCGCAGUCGACACCGACUUCAACCACAGGCUUGCGACAAGCUACGCCGAGGACUCGGUAGCGAAUUGGGUGGGCGGUUAUGGCUGCCCUUCUCUGGCCGUGACACUGGGAAGAGGCUCUGUAACUCCAUUUCACAAUUCGAAGAACAAGACUUCUUACAAUUAUGACACCGACAUUGCAUCGAUCGUUUGCUAUCAGAAUUUCCAGACUGUGAACACGAGUGUCACACUCUCAUUGCCAUCCAUGACGUUCGAGAAGGACCACCCGCCAGUGCCAGACGAAUCAACCGCUCGGUAUCUACUGAACCAACUCUCCGGCUUCUCCAGUCACAUUUUCGAGUUCCCUAUCAACACGCUCCUCCUCACUUUAACUUCGGCCACCGAAAAUCGCACUGUACCUGGCAUCGAUGGCAACGACCCAGACGCAAAUUAUCUCGACGCCUUCACCACUGUCCUAGCUACUCAGAAACAAAAUGUAACCAUCGACAGUAUCACCGGGAACGCCAAUGUUCCAAAUCUCAUCGACGCCACAAGGAAACUCUACAGCACAUACAUGACCCAAGCCAUCUCAUUCAACAUGCGCUCCACCAGUCUCGACGCCAAAGUCUCGACACCCGACUCCGCAGAAGCUGCAGCCUCCUUUCCCACCCUUCACGGCCUCGUCAGCGUCCCCGGCCGUCUGCGUCUUGUGCAGCAAGCCGGCCCUAAGAUCGCGCUCCAGGCCAUGCUUGCAUUCAUGGUACUGUGCGCCAUUGCGGGCCGACUGCUCCUCAGGGGGGUCGAUGCCGUCGUUCCGUAUAACCCGUGCACCAUCGCUGGCACAGCGGCUUUGCUAACGGAUGGGGAGAUCUGCACGAGCAAGAUUAUACCUCUUGGGUCCGAGUGGAUGAGUGAUGAUGAGUUGAGGGGAAGGGGUGUGUUUGAGGGGUGGAUGUUUAGUUUGGGGUGGUGGCAGAGUGGUGAAGAUGGGUCGAGGUGGAAGUAUGGAGUUGAUAUUGGGUAUAUCGUGGAUUAUGACGGGAAUGGGGUGGCGGCCUAG